Cercopithifilaria johnstoni is the source of this 240-nucleotide messenger RNA. Lineage: Eukaryota; Metazoa; Nematoda; Chromadorea; Rhabditida; Onchocercidae. The record is from the annotation of a GenBank genome assembly.
AUGGGAGAUAAAGGAGAAAAGAGUUUUGAUGACGAACUGGAAAUGAUGGUUUUAAGGGAGGGAAAUCAGAGACCAAUCGGGCAAAAAGGAUCAAUAAGGAAUCUAGGAGAGCCCGAAUCGAAAGGAUCAUGUGGUCUGUUAAGAUCGGAGAAUCAGGAGCCAAUAGACCUCCUGGCAAGAUCCGGGCCGAACGGAUGCUGGCAGUCCAGGACAAAUGACACAGUCAGAGUACCAGCGUAG